Messenger RNA from Durio zibethinus, 2486 nucleotides. RefSeq names its product oligopeptide transporter 2-like. Gene Ontology annotation, biological process: transmembrane transport. NCBI's taxonomy places the organism in Eukaryota, Viridiplantae, Streptophyta, Magnoliopsida, Malvales, Malvaceae. The record is from RefSeq and is a predicted model, not a curated record. Gene Ontology annotation, molecular function: oligopeptide transmembrane transporter activity.
CAGAACACUCUCAAUGACGUCGUCCCUUGAAAUAGAGUACAGCGUCGACACCAUUUCGGCCGUAGACGAAGAUGACAUCUCCCCCAUAGAAGAAGUUCGUCUCACCGUUUCCAACGACGACGACACGACACUCCCGGUUUGGACAUUUCGAAUGUGGCUUAUGGGACUCUUCUCAUGUUGUCUUCUUUCCUUCCUCAACACUUUUUUCAGUUACCGUUCCGAGCCACUCCAGGUUACCAUGAUCUCCAUUCAGGUGGCGUCACUCCCUGUGGGAAAGUUCCUGGCGAGAAUGCUACCAACCACCAAGUUUAAGAUCCCGGGGUUCGGAAACCGGGAGUUCACGCUUAACCCCGGUCCGUUUAACGUUAAAGAACAUGUGUUGAUCUCUAUUUUUGCAAAUGCUGGGGCAGCAUUCGGAGGCGGCACGGCUUAUGCUAUUAGUAUCGUGAAUAUAGUUCGGGCAUUUUAUCAUAGAAAGAUCAGUUUUUUGGCUAGUUGGAUUCUAGUCAUCACCACGCAGGUUUUGGGGUAUGGAUGGGCGGGGGUUAUCAGGAAGUUCGUGGUGGAACCUGCGCAGAUGUGGUGGCCAAGUAGCCUGGUUCAGGUUUCUCUUUUCAGGGCAAUGCAUGAGAAAGACGGAAGUCGCAUGUCAAGAGGAAAAUUCUUCUUGAUUGCACUUGUUUGCAGCUUCUCCUGGUAUGUGUUUCCAGGUUACCUCUUCCCCACAUUGUCAGCCAUUUCUUUGGUCUGCUGGGCAUUUCCCAAGUCAGUAACAGCCCAGCAGAUCGGAUCAGGAAUGCGAGGGAUUGGCAUUGGAUCCUUUGCCCUUGACUGGUCAGUCAUUGCCUCCUUCCUUGGCAGCCCUCUGGUCACCCCUCUCUUCGCACUUGUUAAUAUCUUCGUAGGCUUUGCGUUAUUCAUGUAUAUCAUACUUCCAAUUGCCUACUGGGGAGUAAACCUUUACAACGCCCACAACUUCCCAAUUUUCUCCUCACAUUUGUAUAAUUACAAAGGAGAACUAUACAACGUAUCAGGAAUUGUAAAUGACAAGUUUGAAAUAGAAAUGCCAGCAUACGAGCAGCAGGGACGUGUAAACCUGAGCGUGUUCUUUUCUCUCACCUAUGGUAUUGGUUUUGCUGCCAUUGUAUCUACUCUUUCACAUGUGGCUGUUUUCAAUGGAAAGGAGAUAUGUACACAACUGCAAGCUUCUUUCGAGGGAAAGGAAGAUAUCCAUACAAAGUUAAUGAAGAAGUACGAGAACAUACCUAACUGGUGGUUUUACCUGUUGCUUGUGUUGACAUUGCUACUCUCUCUUGCUCUGUGUAUUUUUCUGAAACAUGAAAUCCAAAUGCCUUGGUGGGGACUCAUUUUUGCAGCAGGCAUUGCUUUAGUUUUCACUCUUCCUGUCAGCAUCAUAACUGCCACUACGAAUCAGUCACCAGGACUUAAUAUCAUCACAGAGUACAUCAUGGGUUACAUAUUACCAGGAAAACCAAUUGCCAAUGUCUGCUUCAAAACUUACGGAUAUAUAAGCAUGACACAGGCAGUUUCCUUUCUUAAUGAUUUCAAGCUGGGGCAUUACAUGAAGAUUCCACCUAGAUCGAUGUUUGUAGUCCAGGGCAUAGGGACUGUAAUAGCCGGAACAGUCAACCUUGCAGUAGCGUGGUGGCUGCUGACUAGCGUUGAGAACAUAUGCCAGGAUCACCUACUUCCUCCCAACAGUCCAUGGACAUGUCCUGGUGACCGAGUCUUCUUUGAUGCAUCUGUUAUCUGGGGCCUGGUUGGACCCAAAAGGAUCUUCGGUCCUCUUGGAAACUACUCUGCUCUUAACUGGUUCUUCCUUGGUGGUGCCUUGGGACCUGUCGUGGUAUGGCUAUUCCACAAAGCUUUCCCUAACCAGAAAUGGAUCCCACUGAUCAAUCUUCCGGUGCUCUUGGGAGCAACAGCUGCGAUGCCACCAGCAACAUCAUUGAACUUCAAUUGUUGGCUUAUUAUUGGAGUCAUCUUCAAUUACUAUGUUUUUAAAUACCGAAAAGGUUGGUGGCAGAGGUACAACUAUGUUCUCUCCGCAGCCUUGGAUGCUGGAUUGGCUUUCAUGGGAGUGCUCUUAUAUUUCACAUUGACCAUGCAAGAAAUUAGCAUAUCCUGGUGGGGAGGUGAAGGCGAGCACUGCGAUCUCGCUUCCUGUCCAACUGCCAAGGGCGUAGUUGUAGAUGGCUGUCCACUGUAUUAGAUUCAUUUGAACUUAAACAUCAAAUACUUUAGGCUUCCAGGCUCUACCUUUUCAUAAUUAGCAGAUUCUCAAGAAGGAAGAAAAAUAAAAGAGCAUUUGUAAAUCCUGCAACUCCUUCUUUUUCUUUUUUAAAUAUAUUAGGUUUCUAUAUUGAUUUUCUUCUCUGUAUAUAGAAGAGCUUACAAAUCAUCAAACUAAGCACUUCCUUCAGCACUGUACCGGAACUGUAAAACAUGAACAAUCUUGGCUCUCC